Aedes albopictus (Asian tiger mosquito) is the source of this 6126-nucleotide messenger RNA. RefSeq lists its product as uncharacterized. Gene Ontology annotation, molecular function: nucleic acid binding. Lineage: Eukaryota; Metazoa; Arthropoda; Insecta; Diptera; Culicidae. The transcript has a single exon. The record is from RefSeq and is a predicted model, not a curated record. Bases 1 to 6126 code for a protein of 2041 amino acids. Gene Ontology annotation, biological process: DNA integration.
AUGUCAAGUCGUGGUUCGAAGUCCGACGGAAAAGGUAGCAAAGCGAGUGGCAAGAGUGAACGGCCGAAGGCCAAAGAUGGUGAGGUGAUUAGUGAAUUGGUCGGUGAUAAAGGUAGUGAUGAUGUGGUAGUGGUCGAGGAAGGCAAGGAGAAGACCGUCGAUGGAUACACCUGCAAGACCUGCGGAGGAGGCGACACGGAUGAUAUGGUUCAGUGCGACCAGUGCGACGGAUGGCAUCACUACAAUUGCGUGGGAGUCACAGAUGAAGUUGUCAACCAGAGCUGGAGUUGUACCAACUGCAAGACUGCGACAUGGAACCAGCGAACAACGUCAACCUCAGGUGAAGAUCCUGCGCCGAAAGAUGUCCACCAACAACACUCGUCCAAGCGUGCUUCAUCUCAAAAACGAGUUUCCACGACAGGUCCGGAGAAUCCAUCAAACGGCAAUCCGCCGUCACCGAAGUCAACAGAUCCAACCGUGCAUCCAUCACAUUCGUCACGUCAUAUGGGAAAUCCGAGUCCUGGAGCGCCCCCAACAGCACAGAUGACCGGGAAGAAGUUGUUCGUUCCGUCGUUGGAAGGGUUACCCGCUAUCCAGCUAGAUGAAGCAUCAUCAGAAGUCUCGUGUUCGUCAUCUCAGAGGUCUGCUCGGAACCGCGCUAAAUUGCAGCUACAACGGUUGGAAGAGGAAAGAGUCUUUGAGGAGCAACAAGCAGAACGACGACGGGUUGCAGAGCAGCUAGAAGCGGAGAAGCACAAAGCAUUCUUGGACAAGAAGUACCAAAUUCUGGAGGAGCUAGCCAGUGAGAGGGGAUCGAGUCGAUGUUCGAGUAGCGUUUACUCUCGGAGUCGUGUGGAGAAUUGGGUUGAAAAAGGGCGUAAUUCGGAGGUAAUGCAGCAGUCUAAUGAACAGCCAGCACGGCGGGAGCGGAGCCAACCAGAUCUGCAACCAGCACAGCGGGAGUUCGACCAACGUCAGCCUGCCAUCCGCAUGUCGAAAUAUUUCAAUCCCAACGUCCAACCACAGUCAACGAGAAUACAGCCUGCGUUGAACCGAGUAACCCGAUCCUUAGCUAAUUCGACGGUUCUAGAGCCGAAUCACGGCGCACUAGGUCAAAGUUGUCCCGUGCAACCAGAUGAUUACGAUCCGUUUCAGCUAUCACGCUCACAAAUCGCAGCAAGGCAAGCGGUUUCCAAGGAUUUGCCAACAUUCUCCGGCAAUCCGGAAGAAUGGCCGAUCUUCCUAUCCAUGUUUAAUAGCACAACAGCUAUGUGUGGAUUCACGGAGGAGGAAAACCUUGUGCGACUGCAACGAAGCUUGAAAGGAAAGGCCUACGAAGCGGUUAAGUGUAGAUUGAUGCAUCCUGGAAACGUCCCGGGCAUAGUGAGCACACUGAAAAUGCUAUUUGGUCAACCGGAGAUCAUUGUGCACUCGUUGAUCGGAAAGAUCACUUCGCUACCCCCGAUACGCGAAGAUCGUCUCGAGACGUUAGUAGACUUCGCCGUCAACGUGCAGAACUUCUGCGCAACGGUUGACUCAUGCGGGCUAGAAGAGUACAUGUACAACGUAAGUCUUCUCCACCAGCUUGUUGGGAAGCUUCCACCGUCAAUCAAGCUAAACUGGGCGCAACAUCGAAAGACGCAGCUGGCGGUCAACUUGGCGACCUUUAGUGAGUGGAUCUACUCGCUAGCCGAAGCUGCAAGUACGGUAACAUUCCCAACGGAGUCGGCAAAGGAAAAACCGAUGCGGAACGAGCCUCGUCGGAAAGGAAAAGGAGAAACGUAUCUCAAUGCCCAUUCAGAAACACAGAUCAGGCACGAUGCGAGCUUCAAACAGCCAAAGCAGUCGUUUACAGCACUGGAGAAGGAGACCUGCCCGGUGUGCAAGGGUAACUGCAAGUCCGUUGACAAAUGCAAGCGGUUUCAGGAGUUUUCGAGAGAAUCCCGGUGGGCAGUCGUCCGAGAGUUCGGGCUUUGUCGAACGUGCCUUCGGCAACACAAAGGAACCUGCAAGGCGAAACCUUGCGGUAAAGACGGAUGCUCCUUUCGGCACCAUGAGCUGCUGCACAACGAGCUAAAAUCCAAGUCACACCAAAGCACUACUGCAGCUGGGAAUCCAGAGUCUUCGCAGCCAACAACAAGCGGUGCCGAGCAGGGUUGCAAUACACACCAGACAGUGUCUAGCUCGGUUCUCUUCCGCUAUCUUCCAGUUAUUUUGUCGGGGCCAGAGAAAACGAUUCAUACGUAUGCCUUUCUUGAUGAAGGUUCAGGAACAACGCUGCUCGAUCAAGAUCUAGCAGAUGAACUGCAACUGGAUGGCACGCCAAAUCCAAUAUGCCUUCGAUGGACGGGUGGUACCGAGCGCUGCGAGAAGGACUCUUGCAUAGUUCGCCUACAAGUCGCCGGACGUCAUGCAGAUGCCGAGAAGUUUACCUUGGAAGGUGUACAAACGGUCAACGAGCUGCUGCUACCACGACAGACCUUGGACUUUGGGGAACUGAAGCGAUCAUAUCGCUAUUUGGAAGGAUUGCCUAUCGACUCGUACAGCGAAGCUCGCCCUCGCAUCCUUAUCGGCGCAAAGCAUGCGCAACUGGGCUUAACCCUCAAGAGUCGAGAAGGAAAAUUCGGCGAGCCGAUCGCAACUAAGACACGGCUAGGCUGGACAAUUUGCGGUAACCUAGGAUUUGGAGACGCACCGAACAUGUUCCACUACAGCUUUCACGUCUGCUCACUGAACGAAAGCUCGGAGGAUGAUCUACAUCAAGCGAUGAAAGAUUAUUUCUCCAUUGACAGCCUAGGAGUUAAUGCCUCGUCCAAAGUUCUGCUAUCGACUGAAGAUGAACGUGCUGAAUCUCUGCUGAAGUCGUUGACCCGAUUUUCAGGCGACCGUUUUGAGACUGGCCUACUCUGGCGUUAUGACAAUGUCCGUCUGCCAGACAGCCGCCCUAUGGCUUUGCGUCGCCACCGAUGCCUGGAGAAACGCAUGGCGAAUGAUCCUGUUCUCGCAAAAGUUUUGCAACAGAAGAUAUGUGACUAUGCCACCAAAGGAUACAUUCGCAAACUCUCUGAUGAAGAAAUCCGGCAGCAAACCGGCGAAAUGUGGUAUUUGCCUGUCUUCCCGGUAACCAACCCCAACAAACCCGGGAAGGUCCGAAUAGUGUGGGACGCAGCAGCGAAGGCCCAUGGAGUUUCAUUGAAUUCCGUCCUUUUGAAGGGUCCUGAUUUACUUUGUUCCCUACUCGGAAUUCUUUUACGCUUUCGGCUUCAUCCCGUUGCAGUAACAGGAGACAUCCGCGAAAUGUUCCACCAAGUGCAGAUUCGCCGCGAAGACCAGCAAUACCAAUGCUUCUACUGGACGGAUGAGAACGGAGAACUUGGAGUUUACGUUAUGGCGGUGAUGACCUUCGGCGCGUGCUGCUCACCCAGCAGUGCACAAUAUGUCAAGAACGUCAAUGCGGAAAGGUUUAGGAGCGAAUUUCCGGAAGCAUGCGAAGCUGUCAUCAAGUCCCACUAUGUCGACGACAUGUUGAUAAGUGUCGCUACGGAGGAAGAAGCAAUCCAGCUAGCGGAGGAAGUUCGUCACGUUCACGCCCAGGGUGGCUUCGAAAUCCGCAACUGGAUUAGUAAUUCCAGAAGAGUUGUGGAAGCACUGCAGGAGCAGAGUACGAAUGCGGAGAAAAGCCUAGACCUAGCAACCGAAUUAUCCACCGAGAAAUUUCUAGGGAUGUGGUGGAACACAGCGGCUGAUGCCUUCACCUACAAGAUCGGCUGGAAUCGCUACGGUGAAAAGUUGCUCAGGGGCGACCGACGUCCCACAAAGCGUGAAGUGCUACGAGUUCUAAUGACCAUAUUUGACCCACUCGGACUCAUUGCCCACGUUCUCGCCUAUUUAAAAGUCCUUUUACAAGAUAUCUGGCGAUCUGGUGUCACCUGGGACGAGCAAAUCGAAGACGAGGCUUUCGAGAAGUGGCAAAAAUGGUUGACUGUUUUACCGCAAGUUGAAAAUUUGCGAAUUCCCAGAUGUUUCUGGCCUGAGCAUCUGGUCAACGACGCCGAUGAAGUUCAGCUUCACACGUUCGUAGAUGCUGGAAGAGACGGAAUGGCAGCUGUGUGUUUCCUGAGACUCUCUAAGGAUGGGAAAAACUACUGCUCACUCGUCACCGCAAAGGCUAGGGUGGCCCCUCUUAAGCUGACAUCCAUUCCGCGCCUAGAGCUACAAGCAGCAGUGAUCGGAACUCGCCUAUCGCAAACCGUGCUUGAUACUUUGCCGAUUCGGAUCAACAGAAGAUUCUACUGGUCAGACUCUCGGGAUGUGCUAUGUUGGAUCAGCUCUGACCACCGACGCUACAGCCAAUUUGUCGGUUUCCGCAUCACCGAGAUUCUGGAGGUCACUGAGCCUUGUGACUGGCGAUACGUACCAAGCAAGUUGAACGUAGCUGACGAUGCUACUAAGUGGGACGGACUUCCUGAGCUGUCAACAGAAAGCAGGUGGUUUCGAGGCCCAAGUUUUCUCUGGCAAACUGUGGAUAAAUGGCCGCCCUCUAUUUCCCCGAAGGAAGCAACGAACACUGAGCUGAGAACAAGUUUGCUAACUCAUCACUGUGUUCCGGAACCACUCGUUCCCAUACAGAACUUCUCCAGCUGGAAGCGACUGCAACGCGUUGUGGCACUGGUACAACGGUUCAUCACGAACUGUCGCCUGAGAAUACAACGCAAGCCCAUCGUCCGUACACCACUCGCAAACUGCGAACUCCGCACAGCCGAAGCGCAUCUUAUCCGUAUUGCGCAGCAGGAAGGAUACCCGGAAGAGUUUCGCAUACUACAAAAUGCGCAGCAGAAGUCUGCAGAGUCACCAGCACUUCUUCCUAAGUCAAGCCCGCUGUACAAGCUCAUCCCAUGGAUAGACGACCGCGGCAUAAUGCGAAUGAAGACACGUAUCGCCGCCUGCCAAUUUGCUACCGAAGAUGCGAAGAAUCCCAUAAUCCUUCCUAGACAGCACCACAUUACCACAUUAAUAAUAAACCACUACCACAAUAGUUACCACCAUCAGAACCACGAAACAGUGAUAAAUGAGCUGCGCCAAAAAUACCAAAUCGCUCGUUUACGCUCGUGUUACAGUCAAGUUCGCCAGAAAUGCCAAAGAUGCAUGAACGAAAGAGUUAAGCCGACAAUUCCAAUCAUGGCCGACCUCCCACCCGGACGUCUUGCGGCAUUCUGUAGACCGUUUACCCACGUGGGCGUCGAUUACUUUGGCCCUAUUGAAGUUGUUGUUGGCAGAAGACAUGAAAAGCGUUGGGGAAUGUUGGCAACAUGCUUAACUAUCCGAGCCAUACAUAUAGAGCUCGUCCAUUCACUCAGCACCGAUUCAUGCAUAAUGGCCCUCCGGAAUUUCAUCGCUCGACGUGGUCAGCCACGAAAAAUCUACAGCGACCGAGGAACAAAUUUCGUUGGAGCGAACAGAGAGCUGCAGAACCUCCGAACAACAAUGAACCAUGACGAAAUUAUGAGGGAGUUCACAACCACUGAUACCGAAUGGGUGUUCAAUCCUCCGCUAGCACCACACAUGGGUGGUAGCUGGGAACGGUUAAUUCGAACCGUGAAAAACAACUUGUCAGCUGUCUGCUCUACCAAGGCCCUGACUGAUGAAGUCCUGAGGAAUCUCCUAAUCGAGAUUGAAAAUACCGUUAAUGGCCGUCCCUUAACACAUGUACCAGUUGAUGACGACUCCGGCCCGGCCUUAACACCAAACCAUUUCUUGGUCGGUUCCUCGAACGGUACAAAACCUUUGGUUAACCUUGAUGACAGUGGCUACGCUCUCAGGCAGAACAUGUGUACGUCACAGAUCCUAGCGAAUACGUUUUGGAAACGAUGGGUAAGCGACUACCUGCCGGAGAUUACUCGUCGGUCAAAGUGGUUCCAGUUAACCAAGCCUAUUGCGACCGGAGAUAUUGUCGUGAUUGUCGACCCGAAGUUACCCCGAAAUUGCUGGCCGAAAGGACGGGUCAUCUCGACGAAAGAAGGACGCGACAGCCAGAUUCGAUCAGCAACUGUGCAGACAGCCUCUGGAGUCUACGAGCGUCCCGUGGCGAAAUUGGCGGUCCUGGAUAUACAGCGCGUGGAACAGUAA